ACUUCCCGAACCCAUGGGCACCGUGUUUCUGCCCAGGAGCCUGAGCAAUGAAUUUACUCAGGCACACGCUAGGGCCUCUGGAAUGGAAGAGGAGCCUGGGAGGGAGAGGUCGCCUUGCGGGGCAGCCACACCCGCAGCAGCACCUGUUCCCCAGGCUCUGUUUCUGCAGCUGCUGCUGCUGCUGUUUGGUGCCCAGGGCCAGGGCAGCACUCCUGGCAGGUGUGACUGUGCCCGUGACUCACAGAAGAGGUAUGGCCCGUUUUGUUGCAAGGGCUGCCCAAUGGGACACUACAUGAAGGUCCCCUGCAUGGAGCCCUGUGGCGACUCCACCUGCCUUCCCUGUCCUCGGGGCACCUUCCUGAACUGGGAAAACCACUCCAAGACCGACUGUACCCGCUGCCAAGUCUGUGACGAAGAGGCCUUUCAAGUGACGCUGGAGAACUGUUCCGCGGUCUCGGACACUCUGUGUGGCUGCCCGCCGGGCUGGUUUCCUGACUGCUCCACUGAGCCAUGUAGGAAUGGUUCACCUUUCACCUGCUCAUGCCCAGACCGUGAGACCGCGACACCUCGCUCCUGCCCACCUGGCUCCUACAAACACGGCCAUGGCUGCUUUCCCUGCCCCACGAGCUUCAGUGGCGUUUGUCCUGAUGCUUGCACUGCAGUCUGUGGCAGGAAGCAAAUGUUUUGGGUCCAGGUGCUUCUAGGGGCGUCGUUCCUCCUUGGGGCCACCCUAAUCUGUACAUACUGUCGGUGGCAGCCUUGUAAGCCUGUGGCCCCUGCAGACGCAGCUGGAACAGAGACCCUGACCUCACCACAGCCUCUCACCUUUCAGACUACAGACAGCACACACCCCCUCCUGGCCCCUCCAGCCAGUACCGGGACAGUCUGCACCACCGUCCAGUUGGUAGGCAACAGCUGGACCACUGGUUUGUCCCAGACUCAGGAGGUGGCCUGCCGCCAGGCCUCACAACCCUGGAAUCAGCUGCCAGACAGAACUCUUGGCCCUCCGCUCUCGCCAGCGCCCCCUGCAGGCUCGCCGGCUGCUGUGCUCCAGCCUGGCCCACAGAUCUACGACGUGAUGGAUGCCGUUCCCGCAAGACGGUGGAAGGAGUUCGUGCGCACACUGGGGCUACGCGAGGCGGAAAUUGAGGCUGUGGAAGUGGAGAUCUGCCGCUUCCGAGACCAGCAGUAUGAGAUGCUCAAGCGCUGGCGCCAGCAGCAGCCUGCAGGUCUGGGUGCCAUCUAUGCGGCCCUGGAGCGUAUGGGGCUGGAAGGCUGUGCUGAGGACUUGCGCAGCCGCCUGCAGCGUGGCCCGUAAUGUGACAGUGACCUUUGAAGGAGCCUUAAGUAUUGUUACUUAUGCGUGUAGACAUUUUAUGUCACUUACUAACCCCUCUGGCAUGGUCCUGCGUAGCAGGGCCGCCUGCCUCGUCCCUUCUUACCUGCAGCGCGGAGCUCCAGCUAAGGGAAGCAUCCUGGAGAACUAACCAGAAGGGGCCAAGUGAUUGUUUGCUCAGCUGCUAAUUAGCCUGAGUUUGGACUUGGUAUUAAAUAUCUUAAGAAAAGCAGCUUCUUGGUGGUUUGAGUGGGGUUUAGGGGUAUUAAGGGGCGCCCUGGUUCCCUUUGUUCCCCGAGG
Messenger RNA from Acomys russatus (golden spiny mouse), 1636 nucleotides. RefSeq names its product TNF receptor superfamily member 25 (gene Tnfrsf25). The record is from RefSeq and is a predicted model, not a curated record. Gene Ontology annotation, cellular component: plasma membrane. Gene Ontology annotation, biological process: signal transduction. Lineage: Eukaryota; Metazoa; Chordata; Mammalia; Rodentia; Muridae. Gene Ontology annotation, molecular function: protein binding.